Leptopilina boulardi is the source of this 1869-nucleotide messenger RNA. RefSeq lists its product as uncharacterized. Lineage: Eukaryota; Metazoa; Arthropoda; Insecta; Hymenoptera; Figitidae. The record is from RefSeq and is a predicted model, not a curated record. The transcript is spliced from 7 exons. The coding region runs from base 693 to 1769 and encodes 358 amino acids.
AUUAAAAAUCAUUCUAAAAUCACAUUUUGUCACGUUUACGAUAAGAAAAAUAAUUUUGUCGCGGUUACGAUAAGAAGAACAAUUGUUCAAACAAUUAAAAUUAACAUUCUUUUAAUAAUUGUUAUUUGGAAACAAAAAUUUGCGUAUUUUUUAAAUUUACUUUUUCUAAUGUUUGUUUAUAUUUGCGUCAAAAUUUUGCGUCAAAAACUCGACUAAAUUGCUGUGAUGGAAGGAGAAAAUGUGCGUAAAAAUACAAUUUCCCCUCCUUUUAAGCACUAGUACUUAAAAGACAGCAAUUUAAUCGAGUUUUUGAAGCAAAGUAUUAUAAAAAUCAUUUUAUUUUUGUUUUCUUUUUAUAACACUAAAAUUCAUUAAAAUUUAUUAAUUAGUUUCGUAAAAAAGUUCCAAGGCGAAUUUUCCGCGUAUUUCAUGAAAUUCUCGUAUAUCAUUAGUGAUAACUUUUAAUUUUUUUUCUUUUUGCAUACAUAUUGUAUAUGAAUAACGUAAAGCAAAGAAGAUGUUUACGUCUUAAACAACAACACUAUUGCGACAAGAAGUGUAUAAAAUUUUCAUAAUUGUUUGUCAACUGUUUUAACGAAAUUAUAAAAUGCUGAAUUCACAAACAUUGUGAAUUGGGUUAUGAGUGUAAAAACAACGAAAAGAAAAGGGACCAGUAUUCUGGAAUUAACACGAUGAAGCAGACUAAAUUAGAACACAUCUUUCAAAAACAUGAAAUCGUAUUUAAAGAGGAUCAGCCGUUACUUUUUGAGGAAGAAACAUGUGAGAAAAAACAUUUUGCCCGCAAUCCUUGUGAGAAUAUAAUUUCUCAGGGAGCUGUCAAGUUUUUGGAAAAAUGGCCAUCACACAUGUAUUCUACUUUUUUGUUAGGAUGUUCUAUCAUCAGUAUUAUUUUGACAUUCAUUUUAAUCUCAGUUUUAUUUUCAUUUUCUCGUGGACAUUACAGAUACCGAGAAACGCGAAAUGCAAAACAAGACUCGUAUAAUGUUUACUUUAUGAAGCAUGAAAAUCGCACUUGGUCCCGAAAGGAAUUGUGUUAUAUAGAAACUACAGCUAACAAACAUCCAGAAUUAAAUGUUUAUUUAAUAAACCUUGUAUCCGAGGACUCUAAAAAAAAUGACUAUUCAAUGCCAAUUCGAUUUACUGAUAUGAAAAAUCUCCGGUCAUUUUUUAAUUUUAUAAAUCUUCAUGAUCAAGAGAGAAAUUUCAUUCUGUCAGAAGAUUUAUCUCCGGAAAUGCUACUUAGAAUUAAGAUAGCUAACAAUAAUUUCAAUGUACGAAAUAUUGAUAUAUCAACGCAAUUGUUUUUUCAGGGAUCAAUAUUAUAUAAAGUUUAUAAAACAUUAAAUUAUGAAUUAAUGGAAAUGGCAGCAAAAGCUAAUAUUCUAUGGAAUUAUCCCGGAAUAACUUUGAAUCCUAAAAUGUUUAAUAGUAUCAAUAAUAUAGAGAAACAUUUUUGCAAAAGAAGCGAAAAAAUCUGUAAACUCGAUCAGGAUUUCAUAACAGAAAUGCAAGGAGGCAUACAAGCUUCAAGUGUGUCAUGUCAUGCCUUUGCAGAAUUUUUGAUGAAAGAAAUACUAAAAAAUCGAUUAUUAUCAUAUCAGCAUCAUGGAUUUCAAAAUAUUCUAAAUAAUUUUUGUCCCAGAAUCAACAACUGUCCAGGAGUUAAAAUUAUCAACGAAACAUGCAAUUAUUUAACAAGUGAAAUUUUUUGUCCAUCAAUAUAUCCUGACGGAUCUGUUGAGGAAUAAUUUACAUGUUUUUAAUGAAAGAAAUUAAAUUAUAAAAUACGAUAAAAUUAUAUUUAUUAAAAUUAUAGCUGCAAAUGAAGAUAUUUCAUCUUUUUAAUAA